GUUCUGAAGGGGUGGAGCCUAGAACUCGGAAGCCUGGGAGCGAGGAAGAAGACACCCGAGUAUUUCAAAGGGAGGUCCAGGUUCGUAAGGGGCCGGCCUAAAGCUUUCUGACAGGAGGGCGUGGCCUCGAGCCCGGGGGCGGGGCCUAGAUCUCGGGGUCCGCCCUCGCUGCCUCGCCCACUUGCCUUCACCCGCACCCCCGUUCUUUUCGGUUAUUUUCUGCUACGGCCGUUCCCCGACCUGCCCUGGGCCCACGGGGCCGCGGUGUGAACUUUGGUGGGCAGGAGAAAUCGUCGACCUCCGUCAGAAAUGGGGAACGUGCAGUCGGAGCCGUCCGCGGGCGGGGGAUCCCGAAAAGAGCAGGCCUCAGACCGCUCCUCCGACUCCCGCCGGACGCCCUUGGCGGAGCCCGAGGUGACCCCCUCCUCCCCUGCCAUACGCCUCGCUCGCGGGCUGGGCGUCUGGUUCCCCAGCAGCUCAGCGGCCCCGGGACUCCUGGUACCCCCAGAGCCCCAGGCCUCACCCUCGCCCCUGCCCCUGACCUUAGAACUGCCCUCGCCAGUGACGCCCCCUUCAGAGGAGGCGGCUGCGGCCGCCGUCUCCACACCACCCCCGCCCCCCGUGGGGACCCUGUUGCCCGCGCCGUCUAAGUGGCGAAAACCCACGGGCACUCCGGUGCCCCGGAUCCGAGGUCUGCUGGAGGCAAGCCAUCGCGGCCAGGGCGACCCUCCGAGCCUCCGCCCGCUGCCGCCGCCGCCGCCGCCGCCCUUGCCCCGAACCGAAGAGGACCCCGACCCUGUCCCGAGGGCCCCAUCCCCGACUCCACCACCCUUGGAGCCGCGAAAGCCGCCACCCCCGCUGCCUUCCGACCGGCAGACCCCCGACCGCAGAAUAAGUCCUGCUCUGGCCACACCCGUCGCAACCCCGAAAGAAAGCCUGGUCGGGCGCAGCAGCGAGUGCCCGACAGCCGGUGGGGCCUGCGGAGGAGCGCCUCCCCAGGCAGGCGAGGGCGAAAUGGCCCGGCCUGCGGCCUCCGAGUCUGGCCUUAGUCUGCUGUGUAAAGUCACCUUCAAGUCGGGGCCCCCUCUGCCCCCUGCGGCAGCGUCGAGUUCCUUAGUCGCCAAAGUCUCUCUUGGGGGCAGCGGAGGCAGGGGACUCUUCUCCACUGCCUCGGGCGCCAUCUCUUACGCCGAGGUCCUGAAGCAAGGGCCCCUGGCUCCUGGGGCCGCUCGCUCCACGGGAGAGGUCCCUCGGGGGACCCAGGAAGCAGAGGGCGGUAACGGAGAUGGCGAGGGGUGUUCUGGACCUCCCUUGGCGCCUGCGUCCCACGCCCGGGCCCUUCCGCCGCCACCCUACACCACCUUCCCAGGCUCGAAGCCCAAAUUUGACUGGGUGAGCCCUCCCGAUGGCCCUGAACGCCACUUCCGCUUCAAUGGAGCUGGCGGAGGCAUCGGGGCUCCCAGACGGCGCGCAGCCGCGCUCUCAGGUCCCUGGGGCUCCCCUCAGCCUCCGCCAGGGCAGAUGCACCCAGCUCCCGGGCCCCGGAGGCCCGCUCCCGCCCUGCUGGCGCCUCCUAUGUUCAUCUUCCCAGCACCCACCAAUGGAGAGCCUGUGCGCCCCGGGCCUCCCGGCCCACAGGAGUUGCCACCGCCUCCGCCACCGCCCAAACCACCACCCACCCCGCCUCCGGCGCCGCCGCCCAUACCGCAGCCACCAGUUCUCGAGCCAAUGCCACUGCUUGCAGCGCUCCCACCAACCCCAAGCUCAGGCCACUUAGAGUCCGCCCAGGCUCCCGCCCCGCCCCUCGCCUUGGCUGCCGACCAGGCCCCAGCCCCAUCCCCGGCUCCAGCUCCCACUAAGGCCGAACCAUCGCCACCUGCGCCCACGCCCAUCAAAGUCCGUACCCGCAGAAACAAGGGACCCCGCGCUGCCAGGGCCGCGACUCGUGAGAAUGGCGCGGCUGGAGAGGGUCCUCGCGAACGGACGGCUGCUACCAUGACUGACAGCGGUGGUGGAGGAGGUGGUGGUGGGGCUCCUCCAGUGGGGUCGGCUAACACUGGUGCCCGGCGCCACUGGCCGCCCUUCCAGGUGCUUAACUCUUGUCCCUGCAAGUGUUACUGCCGCCACCAGCCACGCCAUCGCCGCCUGCCACGCAACGUGUCUGCCUGGCUGAGCACACCCACCAACCACCUGAGUGAGCCAUCCUGGGUUGCCACCAUCAAGUUGGCCGGCUCCCUGGUAGCCGGACUGGAGCACUUCGACUUGCAGGCCACCCAUUCCAACUGAGUGUAGUCUGUUCAAUGGCUUCUACCUUCCCCUCGACAAUAAAAUAACCAACCAUCCAGAUGCCUA
This is a messenger RNA of Miniopterus natalensis, 2352 nucleotides long. It is a transcript of the gene GGN, whose product is annotated as gametogenetin. Gene Ontology annotation, biological process: gamete generation; double-strand break repair. NCBI's taxonomy places the organism in Eukaryota, Metazoa, Chordata, Mammalia, Chiroptera, Miniopteridae. The record is from RefSeq and is a predicted model, not a curated record. Gene Ontology annotation, molecular function: ubiquitin protein ligase binding.